AAACUCCUCCUCUCCAAAAAAAAACCGCCUCCAAACAAAUUCGUUCCUUCUUCGUCUUCGAUCUUUCUUUCUCCUUCCGCGAGGAGAAAAAUCCAAUGAAACCUUAAAAUUUAAAUUCGAAUUUAAAACCCUAAAAGAUUCGAAGCUGCAUCCAAUGGACGAGACCGUACCCGAUCACAAACUCUGCGGUUACCUUUGUACGGUCCUCGCGGUUCCUUCCCAAUCCGUUACCACGACCAUCCCCUUCUCCACUCCUUGCCACCUCACCACCGACAACGACGGCAACAUUUGCUUCCGGUCCCAAAACGGCUUCGUUCUUUCCGUGAUACGAAACGGCGACGCUUCGAAUCACUAUAAUGCGGGGAGCUCGAGGAAGAAAGGUGGGAGGAGGAGGAUUGGGAUGGUGAAUGGGAGUAUGAGUGUGGUGCAUCAGUUUCAUGCAUUGGUGGUUCAUAAGUGCGUGAAGAUCUACGCUAGGGUUCUGAGAGUGGAGGAGAGUGGAGAGGAGGAGGAGGCGAGGGCGGUUGUGCUUGUGGAUGUUUAUUUGCCGAUUGAGCUAUGGUCCGGUUGGCAGUUUCCUCGGUCCGGUUCGGUUGCUGGUUCCUUGUUUAGGCACUUAAGCUGUGAUUGGAAGGAGAGAAGUUUGAUGCUCAAUAAUGGAACAGAGAUUGGUAUAGAUGCUCAUGGAAAUGUAAGGAGCAUCUGGAGUGUUUCUGAUUGUCAUGUUUUAGGAUGCAAGUUGCAUUGUAAUGGCGUUGACCCUUCUAAUAAAAGGCUAUUUGAGCUUCAUGACAUAUUUAAGAGCUUGCCUAGUGUAAUAAAUAAGGGAAUGGCUGAUUCUUCUAGAGUACAACCAGCUGAGGACACUCAUACUUCUGGCAUUUGGGACUUAGCUGAUGAUAUCCUGAUUAAUAUUCUAGCCACACUUGACCCUAUGGGUCUUACCAGGGUAGCAGCAACCUGUCGUCAUCUAAGGUCUUUGGCUGCAUUGAUAAUGCCAUGUAUGAAACUUAAACUUUUCCCUCAUCAGCAGGCAGCAGUUGAAUGGAUGUUAAGACGUGAGCGGAGCGCUGAGGUUUUACAUCAUCCUUUGUUCAUGGAACUUUCAACAGAAGAUGGGUUUCCCUUCUAUGUUAAUAGUGUUUCUGGCAGUAUAGUUACUGGCAUGGCUCCCACUAUCAGAGAUUUUCGCGGAGGAAUGUUCUGUGAUGAACCUGGCUUGGGCAAGACUAUAACUGCUCUUUCACUUAUUCUGAAAACGCAAGGAACAAUGGCUGAUCCACCAGAGGGUGUUCAAAUUAUAUGGUGCACACACAAUGGUAAUGAUAAAUGUGGUUAUUAUGAGCUUAGAGGUGAUGAAUUCACCUGCAAUAAUAUGAUUUUGGGAAAAAGGACUAUGAGUCAGAAUGCUCUCAGGGUACAAUCAUCUUUAGGAAAGUUUAGUCUCAAGGAGGAAACAAAUCAUUCUUUACUUAAAAGGGCCAGGUUGAUGGAUCCAGGUGAGAGAAGUGCAGAAUUUAAUGAUUCUUGUUUUGAUCGAAGAAUCAACUCACCGUCAGCUUCAUACUUUGAGCCGGUAACAUGGGUGGUUCGAUCCCCAAGGAAUUUGGGUCACAUCAGGAAAAAUCUUCUUUAUGCUUACGAUGGAUUGUCUGCUUCAUGUAAGGGAAAAGCAGUUGACAAGAAUGCACAUAUAAGGAAUCGAUCAAGCCAUGUCUAUUGGGGAAAGCAAGUUGGUUUAUCCUAUGGAGUGUUAGAUGGUUGCAUGAGGUCUGGGAAGGCUACUGCUGGUUGUAUUGUGUGUAAUGAAACUUGGGUUCAGUGUGAUGCCUGUCACAAGUGGAGGAAACUUGCGGACUCAAGUAUAGCUGAUGCUAAGGUAGCAUGGUUUUGUAGCAUGAACACUGACCCUGCUCGUCAGAGCUGUACUGAUCCAGAAGAAGCAUGGGAUAAUCAUGAGUCCAUAACAUACCUGCCGGGAUUUUUCACCAAAGGAACUGCUGCUGGAAAGGAGGAAAAUGUGUCAUUUUUUAUCAGUGUGCUUAAGGAGCACUAUACUGUGAUAAAUUCUAAAACAAAGAAAGCCUUAAUUUGGUUAGCUAAACUUUCUCCAGAGAGGCUCUUCGAGAUGGAAACAGUUGGUUUGUCAAGUCCAAUAUUAGGUACUGGUGUCGCUGAAGAUGCAACUGGGUUCCAUAAGAUAUUCCAAGCAUUUGGUCUUAUAAAGAAAGUAGAAAAGGGAAUUAGCAGGUGGUAUUAUCCACGGACUCUUGAGAACUUGGCUUUUGAUUUGGCUGCUCUUAGAAUUGCUCUCUGUGAGCCAUUAGAUUCUGUGAGGUUAUAUUUAUCAAGAGCAACAUUAGUUGUUGUUCCAUCAAAUCUAGUUGAUCAUUGGAAAACACAAAUCCAGAAACAUGUAAGGCCUGGUCAGUUGCAGCUUUAUGUCUGGACUGAUCAAAGAAAGCCUCCUGUUCACAGUCUGGCUUGGGACUAUGACAUUGUUAUUACUACUUUUAAUCGUUUAAGUGCAGAGUGGGGUCCCCGUAAGAGAAGUGCACUGAUGCAAGUGCAUUGGUUUAGGGUCAUCUUAGAUGAAGGGCACACCCUUGGCUCGAGUCUUAAUUUAACCAACAAAUUACAGAUGGCCAUUUCAUUGACUGCUUCUAGUCGUUGGUUACUAACAGGAACGCCCACUCCUAACACACCCAAUAGUCAACUGUCACAUCUUCAACCAUUACUUAAGUUCCUUCAUGAGGAAGCUUAUGGUCAGAACCAAAAGUCAUGGGAAGCUGGCAUUCUCAAACCAUUUGAAGCCAAAAUGGAAGAGGGUCGGUCACGUUUAUUGCAGUUGCUCCAUAGAUGCAUGAUUAGUGCAAGAAAGAUAGAUUUGCAAACUAUUCCUCCGUGCAUCAGGAAGGUGACAUUUGUAAAAUUCACUCAUGAACAUGCAAGAAGUUACAAUGAAUUGGUAGUUACAGUCCGGCGCAAUAUUCUAAUGGCUGACUGGAAUGAUCCUUCUCACGUUGAAAGUUUACUGAAUCCUAAGCAGUGGAAGUUUCGAAGUACAACAAUCAGAAAUGUCAGGCUGUCUUGUUGUGUGGCCGGGCAUAUAAAAGUAACAGAAGCAGGUGAAGAUAUACAAGAAACAAUGGAUAUUUUAGUUGAAAAUGGUCUGGAUCUUUCGUCAGAAGAAUAUGCUGUUAUUAAAUAUAACCUCCUUUAUGGUGGUAAUUGUCAGAGAUGCAAUGAAUGGUGCCGCCUACCCAUUGUCACCCCAUGUAGGCAUCUUUUGUGCCUUGAUUGUGUUGGUUUGGACAGCAAAAUGUGUACCCUACCUGGCUGUGGUCGCUUAUAUGAGAUGCAGACUCCAGAAACAUUAGCACGCCCAGAAAAUCCAAAUCCUAAGUGGCCUGUCCCAAAAGAUCUUAUUGAGUUACAACCUUCAUAUAAACAGGAUGACUGGAAUCCUGAUUGGCAAUCAACCUCUAGCAGUAAAGUUGCUUAUCUUGUGGAGAGGCUGAAGGCAUUGCAGGAGGUUAAUAAAGAGAUCCGUUGCUCUAUGGAUGAGGACAAUGAUGCCAAGGACAUUGAUAAGUUACUUUGGCCAUCACAGAGGAGCAAUAUGGGUGUGCCUUUGCUGCAGAAUUGCUCUAGACUGGGCAAGGAGUCAUACAAGACACUUCCAGAGAAAGUUCUGAUAUUUUCUCAAUUUCUAGAGCAUAUACAUGUUAUCGAGCAGCAGCUGACUUUUGCUGGUAUCAAGUUUGCUGGUAUGUAUAGUCCAAUGCAUUCUAGCAACAAGAUGAAGUCGCUGGCCUUGUUCCAGUAUGAUGAUAGCUGCAUGGCUCUUUUGAUGGAUGGGAGUGCCGCUUUGGGUCUUGAUUUGAGUUUUGUUUCUCAUGUGUUUUUGAUGGAGCCAAUCUGGGACAGAAGCAUGGAGGAACAAGUCAUUAGCCGUGCACAUCGGAUGGGUGCUACUCGUCCAAUUCAUGUGGAGACUUUAGCCAUGAGUGGUACAAUUGAAGAGCAAAUGUUGGAAUUCUUACAGGAUGCUGAUGCAUGUAGGAAAUUUUUGAAAGAAGAGUGUCAGAGACCUGACCGUGAAGGAUCACGCACUCGUCGGACACUACAUGACUUUGCCGAGAGUAAUUAUUUGGCUCGACUUAGCUUUGUGCAUAGAAAUUCAGUGUCAUAAGGGCUGUUCUUCAAAAAGGGUAAUGAAGGCACCAUGAUCAUCAGCUUCAAUUCAACUUCAGGACACGACUCGGUGGUGAUUCCUGUGACUGUUCUACAAGUUUAAUGCAGCUUUGUCACACAACAUGAAUCGAUCUUACAGUGCAAAGGAGCAAAUUAAAUAGCAGAUACCACAGCAGAAUUCAUUGCAAUUGUACUUAGGAAAAGAUUAGAUUGAAUUUUUUGUUAGGCAAAACAUGCUAAAAUUAACCAUGUUCAUUUUGUCGUUUUAAUACCUCCCCGAAUGCUGCUAAUUCCCAGAGAUCAAAUAGGAUCAUUUGUUCAGCUUGUUAAUGCUCUAGGUUGUUUUAGGUAAUUUUUUGUGUAUAAUUUAACUCUGGGAAAUAGUAUUGAAUUAUCUGCCACUCAUUAUUUUUUGAGUUAAUCCCAAUGCUCCCUUUAUUGCGGUA
Theobroma umbraticum is the source of this 4643-nucleotide messenger RNA. RefSeq names its product SNF2 domain-containing protein / helicase domain-containing protein / F-box family protein. Gene Ontology annotation, cellular component: nucleus. Gene Ontology annotation, biological process: DNA repair. The record is from RefSeq and is a predicted model, not a curated record. NCBI's taxonomy places the organism in Eukaryota, Viridiplantae, Streptophyta, Magnoliopsida, Malvales, Malvaceae. Gene Ontology annotation, molecular function: protein binding; zinc ion binding; ATP binding.